Pelobates fuscus (common spadefoot toad) is the source of this 3152-nucleotide messenger RNA. It is a transcript of the gene AREL1, whose product is annotated as apoptosis resistant E3 ubiquitin protein ligase 1. NCBI's taxonomy places the organism in Eukaryota, Metazoa, Chordata, Amphibia, Anura, Pelobatidae. The transcript is spliced from 19 exons. Gene Ontology annotation, molecular function: ubiquitin protein ligase activity. The coding region runs from base 288 to 2705 and encodes 805 amino acids. Gene Ontology annotation, cellular component: cytoplasm. The record is from RefSeq and is a predicted model, not a curated record. Gene Ontology annotation, biological process: negative regulation of apoptotic process; protein polyubiquitination.
GGGGAGAUUGUUCACGGACUCGAGCGCUUAGAUCUCUGACCAGAAAACCCCGCCCAGCCGGCUCACGUGACUGGCUCCCACACAGGAAAAACACUCAGAGUCCCCAGGAUAAUGGGACAGAGCGAGGGAUCCUACUGUGUGUUGGAUCCUAUUUCUGUCUCCCUGUAAUUUGACUGAAGUUUGGUUUAUUGGAUCCCUCUUGGCAUAACAUCUCUGGUGUGGCAGCUGGGGAAAAUGUCAAGGUGGAGAUGCUGUAAGAAGAGGAUCAGAUCUCAUACUGCACACUCAUGUUUUACAUUAUCGGCAGUGUUACGGGCUUGAUGUGUGUGUUUUUGAUCACCAUUAAGUUCCUGUGUGAGCUCAGUUCUCGAGUUCUCACUUUCUGGCACCAUGAGGGGCGUGAGCGUGGGACAGAACGUACUAUCUAUAACUAUGUUCGUGGGAAAUACCUGGAGCCCCGCUCCUGCUAUGUGUCCUGGGACUGGAACGAACCAUGUGAAGUGGGACAGUCCAUGAGCUUUCGUGUACAUUUAUUUUACAGGAACGGUCACCCAUACCCUCUCAGUAGUACUGUGUCUCUCCGGGUUCGGAUGACACACACAGAGCUUGCUCUAGAGGUUCCAGUAACCCUGGAAGUUCUUCCAGAUCCAGCUAGGAAUGUGGUGAAAGGAGCUUUCACAGUCAGGAAAUCUGGAAGGUACCAGAUCAGCAUCAGCAUUGGCCGACUCAAUGUGGGUCAUAGCCCUUACUGCAAAUUGUUCCACCCAGGUGUGGUAGUACCAGCAAAGACACAGAUUGUGUCUCACUUCUCCACACUAGUCCUGACAUGCGGACAGCAGCACACGUUACAGAUUGCACCAUGUGACCAGUACAGCAAUCCCACCGGUGACAAUUUACAAGAUCAUGAGAACUACACCCUGAGCCUGAGCGAACUUGGCGUGGUGGGCAUGGCUGAUGGAUGCUGUCAAUUUACCGUCUGUAAUGGAAGUCAGAAUCGUGUCCUCUUACACCUCAUCCUUCUCCAGACUGGGUGCUUUCAGGCUACGUUACGUUACCUAGGACAGCCAAUAAGCAAUGGAAACUUUAAUAUCAUUGUGCUCAGUGAAAGUGAGAAAGCUGCUGUAGAUAACAAUGUGUCACGGUCAGGGGUUGGAGUUUUCUUUGAAGGUUAUUUAUACCCACCGAGUCCCCCUAAUGUACCUGGGCAGCAAUCCUCUUCUCCAGUUACUGAUGAAUGUGAAGUUUCCCCUAUUGGACUCGCAUUUGAAAAAAUGAAGAAACCGAAAAAAGUAUAUUUUUACAUUUCGCCCAAGCAACUAUCAGUGAAAGAAUUUUAUUUGCGGAUAAUUCCUUGGCGAUUGUACACGUUUCGAGUGUGCCCAGGUACCAAGUUCCUGUAUCUGCCCCCAGACCCCCUGCAUGGAUUGCUGUCUUUGCAGGUGGAUGAUGGGCUACAGCCUCCCAUAGAAAUCAGCUGCAAAGAGAGAAAUAUAAUGGCUGCAACCUUCACACGAUUCUUGCAUCUUAAUAUCGGUGGGUCUGAGACAUUCCAGGAUAAAGUCCUUUUUUUCCAAAAAGAAUUGAGACUUCUUCACUGCAGAAAGACCCGCUGUAAAGUUACACUAAGAAUCAACAGACACUUGCUGCUGGAGAGUUCUCUAAGAGCAACAAGGAAUUUCUCUGCCUCUGAUUGGACUAAAAACUUUGAGGUCAUUUUUCAGGAUGAAGAAGCUUUGGACUGGGGUGGGCCACGCAGAGAGUGGUUUGAAUUGAUCUGUAAAAGUUUAUUUGACACAAGCAACCAGCUCUUCACUCGUUUCUGCGAUACUAAUCAAGGACUGGUGCACCCAAACCCUAACCGCCCAACUGGGGUGCGAUUAAAGCUGUAUGAGUUUGCAGGCCGGAUAGUGGGAAAGUGUUUGUUUGAGUCGUCACUCGGGGGAGGAUACCAACAGCUUGUGAGAGCCCGAUUCACACGCUCUUUCCUUGCCCAAAUUAUUGGUCUGCGCAUGCACUAUAAGUACUUUGAGACAGAUGACCCUGACUUCUUCCAGUCUAAGGUGCUUUAUCUCCUAUCAAAUGAUAUUUCAGACACAGACCUCGUGUUUGCAGAAGAGAAAUACAGUCGUCAAGGCCAACUAGAGAAGGUGAUUGAGCUCAUCACAGGCGGUUCCCAGGUUUCAGUUACCAAUGAGAACAAGAUUUAUUACCUCAAUCUCUUGGCUCAGCAUCGACUGUGCAAUCAGGUGCGAGAGGAGGUGGAUCAUUUCCUGAAGGGACUCAAUGAGCUCGUUCCUGAUAACUUGCUUGGGAUAUUUGAUGAGAAUGAAUUGGAGCUCCUGAUGUGUGGCACAGGACACAUCGCAGUGCAGGACUUUCACGCACACGCAGUUAUCAUUGGAGGGUCAUGGCAUUUCCGUGAAAAGGUGAUGAACUGGUUCUGGGCUGUGAUUUGCAGUCUGACUCAGGAAGAACUAGCCCGACUUCUGCAGUUUACAACUGGUUCAUCGCAGCUGCCCCCUGGAGGCUUUGCUGCUCUGUGUCCCAGCUUCCAAAUUAUCAGUUCACCAGCCCACGGGACACUGCCUACUGCUCAUACAUGUUUUAACCAGCUUUGUCUACCGACCUACGACUCUUACGAAGAAAUGCACAAGAUGUUGAAACUUGCCAUCAGUGAAGGCUGCGAGGGAUUUGGGAUGCUCUGAUGCUCAUUGCACUAUGUGCUCUGGAGGAUUACCCUACAUGCGGCCGGUUACUCUAAUAUUUGGACUAAAUCAGCCCUCCCACAAUGGACUGAAACAACUGAAGGUUACAGAGUGCACACUGGAUCAUUCCCUGCACUGGAUGGAAUACAAUAGUGGUGGUUAAGGAUCAUUCCCUGCACAAAUUCACCCCCUUUUCUACUGUGACAGAUGAUAUACAUUGUGAUAAUGGGUGGAAUCCAUAACUUAAUCAUUCACACACAAGGACCAAACUUGCUUCCAUUUUAAUGGCCUCUAUUCAGUGAGUCCCCAAAAAGGUUCACAUUAUAAUUUGUAAGUAAAUCAAUACUUUAUUUUUUUUAAAGAGGUAUCAGGGUGGUUUGGCACACUGUUAAUAAGCAGCUAGUAGCAGGGUGAAAAGGCCUUUAUUAAAAACAUAAGCAAAGACAA